AUGCAACCUCCGGAGGGUGUGCAGGUGGACCUGGGCAAGGCCCAGGUCAUCGAUCGUGUUCCGAAAGUUAUCAAAGAGCUCAAAUUCGGUGUGCUAUCCAACGAUGACAUUGUCAGCCAAGGUGUGGUGGAAGUCUCGGACCGGAAGUUUUUCGACCUCGACCAAGACAGAUCGGUGAUUCCGCAUGGACCCCUCGACUCGCGUAUGGGUAUUUCCAGCAAGAGUGCAACAUGUCAGACCUGCGGUGGUGCGCUCCAAGUCUGCAACGGACAUUUCGGCCAUGUGAAGCUUGUCUUGCCGGCCUUCCACGUCGGAUAUUUCAAACGAGUGAUUACGAUCCUACAGGAAAUUUGCAAGGAAUGUUCGCAUAUUUUGCUGCCCGAAGGCGAGCGCCGGACCUACCUCCGAGAAAUGCGUCGGCCGAAUCUGGAUAAUCUGCGGCGAUUGCAGAUCGCGAAACGGGUGAAUGAGCGCUGCCGCAAGACCCGAACCUGCGAACACUGCGGCACCAUUAACGGUGUGGUGAAAAAGGCGGGAAACAGCGCGCUGAAAAUUUCGCACGACAAAUUCCGAGCCUUCAAUGCCUCUGCGUCGGUGAAGAAAAUCCCGCCUCCCAGCAAGAUUGUGUUUGAUCGGUCGUUCGAGGAAGCUAGGGGCCAUAAUGCUGAGGUUGAGAAGCACUACAAGAAGGCUCAGGAUGAUCUGAAUGCGCUCCGAGUUUUGAACUUGUUCAAGAAAAUCUCGGACUCGGACUGUGAACUGUUAGGAUUGAACCCCAAGGAGGCGAGGCCCGAAAUGUUUUUGUGGCAGUAUAUCCCGGCUCCUCCGGUAUGCAUUCGUCCUUCCGUCGGCCAAGACGCCGCAUCCACGGAAGACGAUUUGACUGCCAAAUUGGGCGACAUCAUUCAGAGCAACAUCAACCUGAAGAACUCGUUGUUGAAGGGUGCACCGGUGCAGACUAUCAUGGAAUGCUGGGAUUACAUGCAGCUGCAGAUCGCCGUUUACAUCAACAGUGACGUUCCCGGCCUGAACAAGGCGGACUUGGGCAAACCCAUCCGUGGUUUUGUGCAGCGACUCAAGGGAAAACAGGGACGAUUCCGUGGUAAUCUGUCUGGAAAGCGUGUCGACUUUUCCGGUCGAACUGUCAUUUCGCCCGAUCCUAACCUCCGAGUGGAUGAAGUCGCCGUCCCUAUCCUAGUGGCAAAGAACAUGACCUAUCCUGAGGUCGUGACGCGGUACAACAAGGAGAAAUUGCAAAAGGUGGUCCGGAACGGCACUAAGAAAUGGCCUGGAGCAAACUAUAUCACGAAAAAGGGAUCGACUUUCAAGCUUUUCCUGAAGUAUGGUAAUCUCAAUAUGAUCGCCGAUCAACUGCAGGAAGGAGACGUUAUUGAACGUCACCUUGAGGACGGUGAUAUCGUCCUCUUCAACCGUCAACCCUCUCUCCACAAACUGAGUAUUCUCUCUCAUUUUGCGAAAAUCCGCCCGCAUCGUACCUUCCGACUCAACGAGUGUGCCUGUAACCCGUACAACGCCGAUUUCGAUGGUGAUGAAAUGAACUUGCACGUUCCGCAGACGGAAGAAGCUCGAGCCGAGGCAAUGGAACUGAUGGGAGUAAAGAAUAACUUGGCAACCCCGAAGAACGGAGAACCGAUUAUUUCCGCCAUUCAAGAUUUCAUCAGUGCGGCUUAUAUUAUGAGUAGCAAGGAUAAUUUCUUUGAUCGGCGCUCUUUCACGCAGCUGUGUCUUUACAUGCUUGGACCUGAAACUCGCUUUGAUCUUCCUCCUCCGUCUGUACUGAAACCACAGAUGCUUUGGACCGGAAAGCAGGUGUUCAACAUUCUUAUGCACCCGAAUAAGGAUGACCCCGUUCUGGUCAACCUGGACGCAGCAUGCAAGACGUUUAAGGCCCCCAAGGAUGGUAGUCCUCGGGAUUUGGACUUGAAUGACAGCUGGCUCAUCGUUCGUAACUCAGAAGUCAUGUGCGGUGUGAUGGACAAGUCGACUGUUGGAUCCGGAAAGAAGGACAACAUCUUUUAUGUCAUGCUUCGAGAUUUCGGUCCUGCAGCGGCUGCUGAGGGUAUGAACCGACUGUCGAGAUUAUCUGCACGCUGGUUUACCAACAUGGGUUUCUCCAUUGGUAUCACGGACGUUUACCCCAGUGACAGGCUUGUGCAAUCGAAACAGGAUCUGGUCGAAACUGCCUACGCGCAGUGUGACGAAGUCAUCGCCAAAUACAAGGCAGGCACUCUGGAGAAGUAUCCAGGUUGUGACGAAUUGCAGACCAUGGAAAACCAGCUUUCGGGUAUUCUCAGUAAGGUCCGUCAGCAGGCAGGAGACGAAUGUAUUGCGCAGCUCAGCAAGUACAAUUCUCCACUGAUCAUGGCCACGUCCGGAUCCAAGGGUUCUAGUAUCAACGUGUCACAGAUGGUUGCUCUGGUCGGUCAGCAGAUUAUUGGUGGUCAGCGUGUGCAGGACGGUUUCCAGGACCGGACCCUGCCCCAUUUCCCCAAGAAUGCCCGCCAGCCUCCUUCGAAGGGUUUCGUCCGCAACAGUUUCUUCUCAGGACUGACACCUACGGAAUUUAUUUUCCACGCCAUGUCUGGUCGUGAAGGUCUGGUCGAUACCGCUGUCAAGACCGCUGAAACCGGUUACAUGUCUCGACGUUUGAUGAAGUCGUUGGAAGAUCUCUCUACCAUGUACGAUGACACUGUCCGGAAUUCCUCCGCGGCUAUCGUCCAGUUCCAGUACGGAGAUGACAAACUCGACCCGGUAGAUAUGGAAGGUAAAGCCAAGCCUGUUCAUUUCGACCGGACUUUCACCCAUUCUGAAUCUACGACGUACGACAAUGAUGAGCGCAGUCUCUUGCCUGCCGAGAUCAUGGAGGUUUGUGAAGACAUGCUCUCUAAGGAGCGUGCUAAAUUGGUCCGGAAAGACCUUAUGGGUACUGAACUCGGCUACAUGGAUCGGUCAGACCAUGGAAUUGAUCAGUUUGAGAGUGCCCGUGACUUCCUCGACUCCAUCCAGCAAUAUGUUUCCACAAAGGCAGACAGGCUUAUUUCUCGCGGUGGUGACUUUGAUCCUAAUGAUGACAGGAGUCAGAAGGGUCUCAACCAUACUGGAAAGUUGACCGAGACGACUCUCCGUGCAUUCAUCUCUGCCUGUUUGAUGAAGUACAAGAAGGCUCAAGUUGAGUCUGGUCAUGCCGUUGGUGCAGUGGGUGCUCAGUCCAUUGGUGAACCCGGUACUCAGAUGACCCUAAAGACUUUCCAUUUUGCUGGUGUCGCCGGUAUGAGUAUCACACAGGGUGUUCCCCGUAUUAAGGAAAUUAUCAACGCGUCCAAGGAGAUCAGUACGCCUGUCGUUGCUUGCGAGCUUGUCACUAAGGAUAACAUCAUUGCGGCUCGAAUUGUCAAGGGUCGUAUUGAGAAGACCUAUCUUCGGGAUAUUAUUCACUAUGUCCGGGAGACAUGGACUGGCAAGGAGGCCUAUAUUACCGUCAAGAUCAACUGGAAGACCAUUCAGGACUUGGCGCUUGAAUUGAACAUCAGAACUAUUCUCGCCGCCAUCAAGAAUCAUCGGCGCUUCAAGGCCGAUGAUCUCAAGUUCCGAUGCUCGCGAUCGCAUAUCCACAUCCACAUGGACCUGGACCCUGCCAGCAAAGCGAGCCUCUCCAAGACGGAGAUUGCUUCUACCAGCGCUGAUCCGUUCCUUCGUCUCAAGCAUCUCAAGCGCAUGCUUCCCGAGAUCCAAGUCCUCGGCCACCCCCUGGCCUUCCGUGCAAUCAUCCGAACCGAUGAAACCUCCACUAAGAACACCCUCCUUGUGGAAGGUUACGGUCUGAAGGACUGUAUGACGACUCUUGGUGUUGACGGCCUCCGCACAUCCACCAACAACGUCAUGGAAAUGCGCGACGUGCUCGGUAUCGAAGCCGCCCGAUCAACCAUCACGCAAGAAAUCAGCGAGGUCAUGAAAGACAUGGACAUCGAUCCUCGUCACAUGCAGCUGCUCGCAGAUGUCAUGACCUACAAGGGUGAAGUCCUGGGUAUUACGCGAUUCGGUCUUGCCAAGAUGCGUGACUCCGUCCUCCAGCUCGCUUCGUUCGAAAAGACCGCCGACCAUCUCUUCGACGCCGGUGGUGCCGGCCGCACUGAUCUCAUCGAGGGUGUCUCCGAAUGUAUCAUCAUGGGCAAGACCAUGUCUAUCGGUACCGGAGCCAUGGAAGUCGUCCGCAAGAUGAACUUCUUCGAGGGUCAAAUAGGCGCUAAGAAGACUACCUUCGAAGAUGCCUGGUCUAGCACCGAGGCUCCUCUUGAGACCAGGAAGAGAAAGGGCCGUGCUUGA
This is a messenger RNA of Aspergillus melleus, 4344 nucleotides long. RefSeq names its product DNA-directed RNA polymerase III core subunit RPO31 (gene RPO31). The record is from RefSeq and is a predicted model, not a curated record. Gene Ontology annotation, molecular function: DNA binding; DNA-directed RNA polymerase activity. Lineage: Eukaryota; Fungi; Ascomycota; Eurotiomycetes; Eurotiales; Aspergillaceae. The transcript is spliced from 2 exons. The coding region runs from base 1 to 4344 and encodes 1447 amino acids. Gene Ontology annotation, biological process: DNA-templated transcription.